Messenger RNA from Ascochyta rabiei, 2931 nucleotides. RefSeq lists its product as uncharacterized. The record is from RefSeq and is a predicted model, not a curated record. NCBI's taxonomy places the organism in Eukaryota, Fungi, Ascomycota, Dothideomycetes, Pleosporales, Didymellaceae. The transcript is spliced from 2 exons. Gene Ontology annotation, molecular function: phosphorelay sensor kinase activity. Gene Ontology annotation, biological process: phosphorelay signal transduction system; phosphorylation. Bases 1 to 2931 code for a protein of 976 amino acids.
AUGGAUGGCAUCACCCAGCGCAACCAACAGCACACUCAGCCGCCUGACAGCGGAGAUAUUGCGACCUUGAUUAUGCCCUAUGGUGAACAUGCUAUUGAGCAUGACUGGACCGAAGAUCUGCCCAAGACCGACCAUGUGCGCUUCUUUUGCGAAACGAAUUGGAGUAGCAGCAGCCUGGGGCCACUGAGUACAUGGUCACCAACACUACGACUCUUCACGGGAUUCGUAAUGGCUGACUCGCGCGCAGCUUGCUUGUGGUGGGGUAAAGACCUAGUUGCUGUCUAUAACGAACACUAUGCGCCGCUUGCUUGUAAAGCACACCCUCAGCUCAUGGGAUCGACCUUUCGCAAGGGGUUUCCAGAGCUGUGGAGCGGUAUUGAACCGAUCUUCGAGCAGUGUAGGACAACGGCAGCAGGCGUCAACUACUCUUCGGCGGCAUCGCUGAUAGUGGAGCGUAAAGGAUGGCGCGAAGAGACAUUUUUCAACGGCAACUUUGUUCCAGUGGGACCGGCGUAUGCGCCGGAGGGUUUCUACAACUCCAUGUUUGAAGUCACCGACCAGAAGCUUGCUGAACGCCGCACAAAGAUGCUGAACGCCCUCACCUCAGUACCAAUUCUCCGCGUCGACGCCGUUUCCGAUCAUAUCAUUGCGACUCUUAAAACGAACCAUUAUGAUGUUCCCAUCGCGAUGUUGUACAGGGUUCACAAAGGGACGAAGACGAGCAAGCUGCGGCUAGAAGGGCACAUCGGAGUCCCCGAGGGGCACCGUUUGCUAGUUGACGAUGUGUCCACUGGGAGCAAAGAAGGACUUGCUCCUGAUUUGCUGCGUGCUGGCACGGAGAUUACGAUGAUUGACUGCGAUGGACGAUUUGACGGAGUACAAUGGCAAGGUUGGUGUGAGCGACCACAGCAUAUUGUCGUUAUGCCCCUAGCCAGCGGCACGCGUCUCUUUGGGUACUUGGUCACUGGGACGAAUCCCUGUCGACCGUACGACAUUCACUGCCAACAGUUCUACCGGGACCUCAACCGCAUGAUUUCCAGCAUGAUUUCCUCAGCAUUCGAUUCAGAAUCUUCGAGAAGACGUCAGGAACAACUCGAAGCAGACCUUGCUUUUAGCGACCUCAAACUCCGACACCUGAUCAGCCAUGCUUCCGUAGGCAUGUGCCAUGUCUCAUUGCAGGGCGACAUGUUAUGGGCAAACGAUCAUUAUUACGAGCUAUCUGGUAACAGCGCUGACCAACAUUCGGAUCGUUUUGCUUUUCUCAAUGUGUAUCACGAUGGUGACCGAUGGAGAGCAGUGGAAGUUUGGGAAAAACUUUUGGCUGGUGGAGAACACGUCACGGCCGAGCUCCGUGUUAAACGUCAGUAUACACCGCCUAUCGGUGAAGCAGAGCCAGCUCAUAUUCAUAUCAUGGCUUUCCCUUACCGUGAGAACGGCGAGACUAAGUCUAUCAUGGCCUGCACAACGGAUAUAUCGCGGCUAAAAUGGGCGCAGAGUUUCCAAGCCCGGUUGGCAGCCGAGGCUCGAGAGGCUAAGCGACAACAGGAAGCAUUUAUUGAUGUCGUCUCUCACGAGAUGCGCAACCCUCUGAGUGCUAUUGUUCAUUGCGCAGAUGCCAUCACGACUGCAGUUGAGGAAUGUCAAGCCCAGCUAGCAAAUAUCCCGGAGCCAUGUCUGGAUGCGCUAAACGACAACAUCGCCUCAGCGAAUAUUAUCUUGCAGUGUGCUAACCAUCAGAAGCGCAUCAUCGACGAUGUUCUCACGUUAAGCAAACUCGACUCCAUGUUACUCUCAAUCACUCCGACUCCUGUCAAGCCUUCGAAACUUGCCACUUCGAUUGUAAACAUCUUCGAAGCCGAAUUGAAGAGCAAUCAUAUCAACUGCAGUGUCUACGACGAUCAGUCCUUAGCUCAGCUCGAAGUUGACCAUCUGUUUCUGGAUCCAUCGCGUGUCACUCAAGUCUUCAUCAAUCUACUUACCAACGCUAUCAAGUUUGUCAAGCCUUCCGGCGAACCUCGUAUCGAAAUCCACUACAGCGCUUGUACCUCAAACCCUCGUGCGCUCUUCCCCGAGGAUAUGUUUUGGGCUACAGCAAACAACCUCGAUAGCAAUGUCACAAGCAGCCCAGAGUGGGGGACUGGAGAAGAAUUAUACUUGGCUUUUAGCGUGAAAGAUUCUGGCAUCGGUCUCAAAGACAAAGAAAUCCACAACAUCUUUGAGCGCUUUAAGCAAGCCAACGUCAAGACGCACGUCAAAUACGGUGGCAGCGGUCUCGGCUUGUUCAUCUCCAAGGAGCUUACUGAGAAACAAGGCGGCGAGAUUGGUGUUUCGUCUGCGCACGGUCAAGGCUCCACGUUUGGAUUCUACGUGAAAACGAGGAGGGCGGAGCGCAGACCGCAAACUAUACAUGAGCUGUUCAAUGAGUCUGGAGGGAAGGAAACAGAGCGCUCUGCGCUGCAUGUCCUCCUUGUCGAAGACAAUCUCAUCAACCAAAAGGUUCUCAGCAAGCAGCUCAAGAAAGCAGGAUGUGUGGUCAGCGUCGCGAACCACGGUCUGGAGGCGUUACAUACCCUGGAACAGAAAACAUUCGAUGUUGUGCUUAUGGAUUUGGAGAUGCCUGUCCUCGACGGCCUGGCUGCUAUGCGUAAGAUUCGACAGAAAGAGACGGCUGAAGAGGGAUUGUUAGGCGAAGUAAUGAAGCUUGGUGCAAGAGGAGGGGACCGCUUGCCCAUCAUUGCGGUCACGGCGAAUGUCAGAAAGGAGCAGAUUGACACUGCAAUGGCUGCUGGUGCGGAUAGAGUUAUGCAGAAGCCGUUCAAAGCUGCAGACCUGGUUUACAUGAUGAAGAGUCUGUUGCCACAAGUUAAGACACCAAGGAUCGAUCCACCGACCCCUGGAUUGGCUGAAAAGGGUGAUGGGCUGAUACCUUGA